AUACUCAAUUACAUGUAAUGUGGAGAUUAAUUAGGGCCACAGUCGGGGCUAUGUACUAGUGAUAAUUUCUCCCGGCCCCUUAGAGGGGAAUCUCGGUUGGGCAAACAUCAAUAUAUAAAUUUUCCACCACAUGCUUCUACUCCUACUACGUACUAACACUCGUGUGUACUAGGGAGGGAAAAAUGGAAAUAUCUUUUCCUUGGAUUCUGGUGGUCACAGUGGUCAUGGCAAUGCCACUUUCAUUUCGCAUAAAAGCAAACCAACUUUCAUACGACUACUACAAGUUUUCAUGCCCAAACUUGGAAAGCGUAAUCAAGAGUGAGUUGCUAGGCAUAUUCUUGACAGAUGCUACUGCACCAGCUGCAUUUCUCAGGCUCAUGUUUCAUGACUGCCAAGUGCAAGGAUGUGAUGCCUCAAUUCUGUUGGAUUCCAACUACCUAGCUCACAGUCACAGCUCUGAAAUGAAAUCUUCAAGGAACUUUGGUAUCAGAAAGCGGGAAACGAUCAGCUACAUUAAGUCAAUAUUAGAAGAAGAAUGUCCGGGCCAGGUUUCUUGUGCAGAUAUUAUUGUAUUAGCUGCUAAGGAAUCAGUGUCAUUCUCUGGAGGACCUCAUAUUGAGAUCCCACUUGGAAGAAAAGAUUCCAGAACUUGUAGUUUCCAUGAGGCUGAUGCUAAGCUUCCUUCACCAACAAUAACGGUUGAUGAAUUUAUAUCGAUUUUCAUGUCUAAAGGAAUGAACAUUGAAGAGUCUGUAUCCAUUUUAGGUGCACAUACACUAGGGAUUGGACACUGCUUCAACAUUGUUGGUAGAUUGUAUGAUCCACAGCUAGGAGACAAGAUGGAUUUUGGGUUUGAAGCCUCUCUAAGACUAGCAUGCCCAACUGAGAUUCCUUUGACAAACUUCACAUUUGUGCCUAAUGACAUGACCCCAGUUAUAUUUGACAACCAGUAUUACCGAGACAUUAUGAUGGGGAGAGGCUUGUUUGGUAUUGACUCCAGCAUUUCUAGAGAUCCUCGAACAGCACCCUUUGUCAUGCGGUUUGCUAUGGAUCAGAACUACUUCUUCAAGGCUUUCUCAUCUGCAUUUCUUAAACUUUCUUCUACCAAUGUUCUCACAGAUGUGCAGGGUGAUGUCCGAAGGCAAUGCAACCAGGUAAACUAAUGCAAAUGGAGUCAAUGUUCUGUGCACAAGGUUUAUCCAAUUCAUAUGGCCUCCUCUAGUAGUGUAAAUCCUAAAAGAUUUAAUUAAUAUAUGACCAUUUUUCUUAUGAUGAAAGUGGUGUUAACCUAGUUGAGAUCAUAACAACCUUCUUGUCCUAGCAUUGUCUUCGUUUCAUUAAAAAAAACAAGAUGCAUGUUGCUACCAAAAAUAAAUUCCAAGUGCAAGGAAGCGAAAGGUCCUUCAAAUU
Glycine soja is the source of this 1410-nucleotide messenger RNA. RefSeq names its product peroxidase 29-like. Gene Ontology annotation, molecular function: heme binding; peroxidase activity. Gene Ontology annotation, biological process: response to oxidative stress; hydrogen peroxide catabolic process. Bases 183 to 1163 code for a protein of 326 amino acids. Lineage: Eukaryota; Viridiplantae; Streptophyta; Magnoliopsida; Fabales; Fabaceae. The record is from RefSeq and is a predicted model, not a curated record. The transcript has 3 exons.